CUUACAGCGGUAUGAUACGAAGAAGAAAUUUCACAUGCCGUGGAGGAAAAUGUGGUGGUGUUAUGCUUACUUGCUACCAUAAUUCAUAGCUGACCCGGGAUUUUUACGGGAAACGAUGUCCAGUGAAGAUUCCAGCAGUGAAGAGGACACGGAGAAACUGAAAGAGGCAACGUGGAGUUUUGCUCCUCCAAAAACAAAUGGCUCUCAGACUGGUCACUCCAAUGAAUGUGACAAGAAUGGCACACACAGUCGACGAGCUGUUGCAUCUGAGCACGAAAAGGAUGGCAAUGAGCUACAGACCACACCAGAGUUCCGAGCUCAUGUGGCAAAGAAGCUAGGAAAUGUGCUUGAUAGCUGCAUAGCAGAAGUUUCCAUGGCAACUGUGAACUCCAGCAGUGCAUUGUCUAGUCAGGAAAAUGAGAGAGAGGAGGAUGAAGGUUUUCUUCUCUUCUCGACAUCUGUACCUGGUAUGAGUGAACCACCUCCUGCUCCUUCACUGAAGCGAAGACCUCUCCCUAGCUCCAGUGACAGUGACAGUGAGAUGGAGACAAGAUUCAGAGAGGCAGCGGUGAGCAUCUCAGACAUUGUCCGCCCAUACUAUACAGAGAAAACGGAUGAAAAGAAAGACUCUGGCGAUGCAGUGGAGAACAAACAGGACAUGUGUCAGAGCUUAGUCACAGGGAAGAAGAAAAAGAAGAAGAAGAAGAAGAAAAAGAAAAUUCCUAAGCUUGAGGAAGAUCACAAAGAUGAAAGAAAAGAUUCUUCUAAUGGUGGAAACAUACAAGCACAGGAGGAGAGCACACAGAAGACUCCACAACUUGAUGAAGAGAUACAAAAGAAAAAGAAGAAGAAGAAGAAAAAGAAAGUUGAGGUAGCACAAGUUAACGGAGAAUGAGAGACUGAUGAUUGGUGUUAUCUUUGUUCAUUGAGUUUGCAUAUUUUCUACAGCUUUCCCCAGUUCUUUUUUGUCAUCAUGUGGGAAGGGAGACACUGUUAAGCCACUGUUGAAAUGUCUUCUGCCUGGAAAUAGUGGAAUAUGGGACACGAUUUACAAAACAGGAUGAAGAGAACAUUCCAAGAGAAGUUACUGUAGUUCUGUUCCCGAGCAAACGUUCCCGGUCAUUUCAGAGGAAAAUGUAGUUCUUCAUAAUGAUUAUGUUUCAUUUGUGGACAUGAUUUCUUUUCAUGCUGGCAUCCAAAUAUUAUAUCUUAAGGCCAAACAGUUGUAUAUAUUAUAACUUUGCGCAAUAAAAUUCUGUGAGGUUUUACAUUAAUUUGACUAAAAUGUAAUGUAAUUUUCUUGAUGAGAUAUGCACACUUCAAGCAAUAUCUGAUUUGCAUUGUGUAGUUAAUCUUGUAGUUUAUCAUAAGAAUGCACAAGUGACAAGUUGACAGGUAAAAAGGUUGAAUUUCUUUGUGUUUAUGGCAGUUUUGUUUUUAUUAAAGCAGAAUU
Sardina pilchardus (European sardine) is the source of this 1453-nucleotide messenger RNA. It is a transcript of the gene c8h12orf43, whose product is annotated as chromosome 8 C12orf43 homolog. The record is from RefSeq and is a predicted model, not a curated record. Lineage: Eukaryota; Metazoa; Chordata; Actinopteri; Clupeiformes; Clupeidae. Bases 116 to 895 code for a protein of 259 amino acids. Gene Ontology annotation, biological process: Spemann organizer formation; Wnt signaling pathway; negative regulation of Wnt signaling pathway. The transcript has 7 exons.